Epithele typhae is the source of this 2265-nucleotide messenger RNA. RefSeq names its product Pkinase-domain-containing protein. Gene Ontology annotation, biological process: protein phosphorylation; intracellular signal transduction; regulation of MAPK cascade. Gene Ontology annotation, molecular function: ATP binding; protein serine/threonine kinase activity. The record is from RefSeq and is a predicted model, not a curated record. The transcript has 10 exons. Gene Ontology annotation, cellular component: cytoplasm. NCBI's taxonomy places the organism in Eukaryota, Fungi, Basidiomycota, Agaricomycetes, Polyporales, Epitheliaceae. The coding region runs from base 1 to 2265 and encodes 754 amino acids.
AUGGCGUAUCAGGUCACCACCGCGUCUCUCACCCCCUCCCGCCCAGCACCCGCCGCUCCCAUCCGCCGUGGCAACGACGUCCAAGCCGCGCUCGCUAGCUCCGGCUACGGCUCCUCCUUCUCAGUCGGCACGUCGUCACCCUCCGGCUCUUCCUACGCGUCCUCUUACUCAGGCAUUGGCGGCUCCCCCAACCGCAACUCUGACAUGGUCAACUCCUCCAACAUCGUCCGCUGCGGCACCGUUCUUGUCAAGGAGGAUGGGCUCGUAUCCUGGCUCUGGCGGCCCAAGUGGUUGGUCCUGAAAGAGCAGACGUUGUCGAUACACAAGAGCGAGUCUUCGCCCCAAUAUCAAAGCCAGAUCCUGCUGUCCGAAAUCGCAAACAUCGAGCGGACAGAUUUGAAGCCUUAUUGCCUCCUCCUCGAAGUCAAGGAGAAGCGCAUGUUUUUCUCACUGAAGAGCGACGAGGAACUUUACGGAUGGCAAGACGACAUUUACUCACGGAGUCCUCUCAUGGGUGUGAGCAACCCGACCAACUUCGUGCACAAGGUCCACGUUGGGUUUGAUCCCAACUCUGGAGCUUUUACGGGUCUGCCCGAUGCAUGGAGCAAGCUACUCACAAAGUCCGCCAUCACCCGAGAAGACUACGCAAAGGACCCCCAGGCUGUCCUCGAUGUCCUGGAAUUCUACACGGAUCACCAGAAGCGGGAGAUGGAGGAGAGCAUGGGAUACGCACGCAACCAGGGUUCGUACUCAUCAUCGUCCACCCUCACCCCGUACUCCGACACCUCGAGCGCACCACGAUUCAACGCGGGUACCGGUUUCGGCGGGGCUGGGAUCCCGAAGACUUCCACGUCGUCCGACCGUCCAUCGAUCAAACGUCAAGACUCGGCCCCUGCACACCUCAACGGCGACGCCGUCAACGGCACCCAAGCUGCUCUUGCCCGCGCCGCGGAGGUCGUCAACGGCUCACAUUUGCACCAUGCCAACACCGUGUCCGCCGCGCAGACAAAUGCGAACAUGCGGAACCCGAUCCCUCCGAUGGGCGCCCCCGGCCAGCUGCAGGCGUCGCGCCCGGCUCCCCAGCGUCCCCUGCUCUCAGCGAACCGGCCCGCGCCAUCGGCACCGGCCAAGCCCCCCCUCCCCGACCACUCUCCCUCGUCGGCAGAACUCCGUCUGCGGGCAAAGGCCCAGGGCCCGCCCACGGAGGGGAUGACCAAGCCGCCAGGUCUCAUGCAGCCGGAGCGCAAAGAGUCGCUGGACCGCCAAGGCGGCGGACCACGGCCACCCAUGGCUCCCGCGAAGUGCGACGGUCGGCCCCCCACCUGUCAAGCCUCUUCAACCUGCGAAGAAGCCGAUGGGUCCCAAGGACCAGCCGCGGUCACUAUCACGGGAAGCGGCGACGACGAGCGGAACGGCAGCGUCGCAGCUGCGGCCGCUGCGUUGGAGAAGCCGAAGGUGGAGAAGGAGAAGCGGAUCAGCACGAUGAACGAGGCGCAGAUUAUGGAGAAGCUUCGGAGUGUCGUCAGCGCCGACGACCCGAAGUUGCUGUACAGCAAGAUCCGCAAAGUUGGCCAGGGUGCUUCGGGACAUGUUUACGUCGCGAAGCUUAUCGUGAACGAGAUUCUCGUCAUGAAGGAGUCCCAGCACCCGAACAUCGUCAACUUCCUCGACUCGUACCUCGUCAAGAACAACGAGCUUUGGGUCGUCAUGGAGUACAUGGAGGGCGGUGCGCUCACUGACAUCAUCGAGAACAACACGCUGGAGGAGGACCAGAUUUCGAGCAUCUGCUUGGAGACGUGCAAGGGUCUCGGUCACCUGCACAGCCAGUCCAUUAUUCACCGUGACAUCAAGUCCGACAACGUGCUUUUGGACGCGCAGGGUCACCCGACUUCGGUUUCUGCCAAGCUCACCGAUCAGAAGAGCAAGCGCGCGACGAUGGUGGGCACUCCGUACUGGAUGGCCCCCGAAGUCGUCAAGCAAAAGGAGUACGGCGCAAAGGUCGACAUUUGGUCGCUUGGUAUCAUGGCCAUCGAGAUGAUCGAGAACGAGCCGCCCUACCUUGAUGAGGAGCCUUUGAAGGCGCUGUACCUCAUCGCGACGAACGGCACGCCCACGCUCAAGAAGCCCGACGCGCUCUCACGCGAACUCAAGGGCUUCCUCCGUGCGACCGCGGACGAGCUGCUCGAGCACGAGUUCCUGAAGAAGGCCUGCGCGCUCUCCGGCCUCGCGCCCCUGCUCCGCUUCCGCAACAAGCAGGCAUCAUGA